Megalops cyprinoides (Indo-Pacific tarpon) is the source of this 1016-nucleotide messenger RNA. RefSeq names its product casein kinase 2, beta polypeptide (gene csnk2b). Gene Ontology annotation, cellular component: cytoplasm; protein kinase CK2 complex. Bases 132 to 779 code for a protein of 215 amino acids. The record is from RefSeq and is a predicted model, not a curated record. Lineage: Eukaryota; Metazoa; Chordata; Actinopteri; Elopiformes; Megalopidae. Gene Ontology annotation, molecular function: protein kinase regulator activity. The transcript has 7 exons.
ACUGCAGCCGGGUGUAGGUGUCCGAGGGACGCGUUGAACACAGCCGCUGAUCAGCCCUCAAACACAGCUUCUCCCGUUUCACUGACAUCUUAGAUCUCGCGUAAACAGGGCGGCUUCCAGGAGGUCACAAAAUGAGCAGUUCGGAAGAGGUGUCCUGGAUCUCCUGGUUCUGUGGGCUGAGAGGAAAUGAAUUCUUCUGUGAGGUGGACGAGGACUACAUCCAGGACAAGUUUAACCUGACAGGACUCAAUGAGCAGGUGCCCCACUACCGCCAGGCCCUAGACAUGAUCCUAGACCUGGAACCUGAUGAGGAGCUGGAGGAUAACCCCAACCAGAGCGACCUGAUUGAGCAGGCAGCCGAGAUGCUGUAUGGCUUGAUCCACGCCCGCUACAUCCUGACCAACAGGGGCAUCGCCCAAAUGCUGGAGAAGUACCAGCAGGGAGACUUCGGCUACUGUCCUAGGGUUUACUGUGAGAAUCAACCUAUGCUCCCCAUUGGGCUGUCCGAUAUCCCAGGAGAGGCCAUGGUGAAGCUGUACUGCCCUAAGUGCAUGGAUGUGUACACCCCGAAAUCUUCGCGGCACCACCACACGGACGGAGCCUACUUUGGGACGGGGUUCCCCCACAUGCUGUUCAUGGUGCACCCCGAGUACCGGCCCAAACGACCCGCCAACCAGUUUGUGCCCAGGCUGUACGGGUUUAAGAUCCAUCCCAUGGCAUACCAGCUGCAGCUGCAGGCAGCAUCCAGCUUCAAGAGCCCGGUCAAGGCGAUUCGCUAACACCCUGAGCAGGCGGAGACUGUGGGAGGGGCUGGGAGGGAGGGGCGGGGCCAGGGGAGGGGGAGGAGUCUGCCCUGCGUCACACGCUAAUUUCUGUUUCAGUGAUGGAGGAGACAGUGUUAAACUGCUCAGUGUGGAGUGUGGAAGGGUAUGGACAAGGAUGGACACACUUUGAGAGGUGAAGCCAACACAGACACUCACACACACGCGCGCGCGCACACACACACACACACACAC